This is a messenger RNA of Pararge aegeria (speckled wood butterfly), 1209 nucleotides long. It is a transcript of the gene Or-56, whose product is annotated as odorant receptor Or2-like. The transcript is spliced from 5 exons. Gene Ontology annotation, cellular component: plasma membrane. Gene Ontology annotation, molecular function: olfactory receptor activity; odorant binding. NCBI's taxonomy places the organism in Eukaryota, Metazoa, Arthropoda, Insecta, Lepidoptera, Nymphalidae. Bases 1 to 1209 code for a protein of 402 amino acids. Gene Ontology annotation, biological process: sensory perception of smell; detection of chemical stimulus involved in sensory perception of smell. The record is from RefSeq and is a predicted model, not a curated record.
AUGUUAAAAUACAUUUUGAGUAGGCUUGAAGAUCCAGAGUUCCCAUUGCUGGGACCGAACAUUAACGCUCUCAAGUUUUGGGGAUUAAUAUUGCCCGAAUUGGGGUGGAAAAAGUGGAUUUACAUAGGUUUUCAUAUAUCAGUGGUCGUCUUCACGGCAACAGAAUAUGCUGAAAUCUGGUUUCUUAAAGACGAUAUAAAUCUACUAUUGACAAACUUAAAAAUCACUUUAUUAGCUACGGUCAGUGUCGGUAAAGUUACUAGCUUCUUAAUUUGGCAAAACCAUUGGAAGAGUAUUAUCAACUACGUUAGUGAGGCUGAUAACAUGCAAAGAAAAACCUUAGACAUUGACCAAAAGGAAUUAAUCAAUAAUUAUACUAAAUACAGCAGAAAAAUAACUUACUACUAUUGGAUUCUUAUGUAUACAACUGUCGCUAUCGUGAUCAGUCAACCGAUGUACAAAUACUUCUUCUCCGAAAACUAUAGACACAACGUCAAAAUUGGUACCCAAGCAUAUACCGAAGUUGUUAGUUCUUGGGUCCCUUUUAAUAAAAGAACGAUUUUCGGCUACCUUCUGGCCUCUUUGUAUCAAAGCUUUGCUGCUAUUUAUGGAGGUGGGUGGAUUACGUCAUUUGAUACUAACGCUAUAGUUAUCAUGGUUUUUUUCAAAGGAGAAUUAGAAAGUUUGAGAAAGGAUUGUAGUAAUGUUUUUGGAACAGAAGAUGUGGCUAUCACUGACGAAGAAAUCAGGUUAAGAAUGAAAAUUUGUCACAAGAGGCACGUAGAGUUACUCAAAUAUUCACGUCUAUUCGAUUCCUGUUUAUCGCCAAUUAUGCUACUCUAUGUGAUUGUUUGUUCAGUUAUGUUAUGUGCUACAGCCUACCAGAUAACAUUUGAGACGAGUGCUUUACAAAGAUUUAUAACAGCCGAGUAUUUAAUAUUUGGAGUAUCACAACUCUUCAUGUAUUGCUGGCACAGCAAUGAGGUACUUUUUGCUAGUAAAGAUUUAACUUUGGGACCAUAUGAGAGUAUCUGGUGGAGUCGUAAUGUAUCGGAACAAAAAUAUAUUAAUAUUCUCACAGAUCAAUUUAAUAAGGCCAUUGUGUUUAGCGCGGGCCCUUUCACUGCAAUCACUGUCGCUACUUUUAUAAGUAUCCUCAAAGGAGCUUAUAGUUACUACACAUUGCUUAGUCAGUCGCAAAACAAUUAG